UUGCGCUCUUUGGGUAUCGCUGGACUUUACUUGAUAUUUUGAAAAUUUCGUCGCCUUUUUCAAAUCUAUUCCAACAGAUAAAAAGCUAAUUUGACCAACAAACUCCAUCAGUUGUGUAUUUGCAGCCUGUCUGAGAUGCUCCGGGGCUUGGAAACGCGCUGAAGUCAGCUGAGCGUCUCCAACUUCAGCUGCGCACUCGCUGACAAUUGCUCUUCAGUAACAACUGUUUGACUAUUGGAUGGAGCACAAGAAGUGCCAAAUCUAGGGGGUGGGACUAUGUAUUUCUGAGGUAGGGGUUUUUAUUAUUUAGCCCAAUUGAAAUGCCAUUUUUGGUGCCAUUUUGGAGCUAUUACCUUUAUAAGGCCUAAAAAUUCGUUUUUUAAGUGUUGGAUGGCUAAUAUAGGUUUUAAAAAUGGUUUUGUACCAUUUGAUCACCCCCACAUAUUCAACAUACAUGGACGUGUCCUUUUUGCAGGGAUUGCUGGGAAGAAGAAGGAGGGUGUCGAGGUUGAGACUUUGGAAAGGCAGUGUUAGGCAGAUCCAGUCUGAAAAGCUCAUUGUCACCAUGACGGACGAGGAGAUCCUUGAAGACCGCACCAAGCUGAAGCAGGGCCUGGUCAAAGUGCUCCAGUGCGUGGCCACCAUCUCCUCCGCGGCGGCCGUGGUCAACCCCAUAUUCGGCGUGGCCGGCUCCCUGAUCAGGGUGGUGCUGCACCACGUCGACGACGAAGACAUCCGCACCCUGAAGCGCGAGUUCGGCUCGGUCAACCAGAAGCUGGACGAGCUCUCGCGGCAGAACCGCAUGACGCUGGCGCAGGUGGAGAGGGAGACGCUGGAUGGCCAGUACUGCCAGGUGGAGGAGAACCUGAAGAACCAGUUCAGGAAGUUCAUGGCCAUGGUGGAGGCGCGGCCAGAGCACCGCGAGGGCAAGAAGGACGACUUCGAGGAGGCCUACGCCAACGACCUGGGUGACCAGAACCUGCACACGCUGUACGACGGCGUGGUGGGCAAACGGAAGCUCUUCAGCCGGCCCAUCCUGGAGGUCUACCUGAAGCACUCGCAGGGCGACCGCCGCACCAUGGAGCGCCUCUGCACGCGCCUCACCUACCUGUUCUGCAUCGGCCUCAUCGCCCUCAUGGGCUACGCCGCCGUCAUCGGGGACGACGAGGAGGGCCUGGGCGAGGAGUGGGCCGAGAAGAUGGAGCACGUCCAGGCGAGGAUGCAGGAGGCGCUGCGCAAGUGCCAAUGAGGAGGAGGAGGAGGAGGAGGAAGAGGAAGAGGUUUUAUCAUAUUCCCGCUUUAACUCCACCUCUCUUGUCCUCAGAAUCUCCUUUUUUACCGCGUGAACAUGAAGGCAGCACGGCCCAGACAUCCUGACCGAUCGGUUUCAUGUCACAGCCGAUUAAAAGCUGCACAUUGACGCGGUAAUAAAAUAAAAACACUAAAUUUAGGUUUAAUUUAUUAAAGAAGCACUAAGACACAAAGUUUAUCUUCUGGUCCGGUCAAAUUCCGUAAAUGGCCAAUAAAAAAAAAAAAAAAGAAACACUAAUUAGACAGAUUGCACCUGAUUUAAAUCUUCUUCGCUUUUGAGCAUCAGUGUAAAAUAUCUAUAAAUAUAUAUAUAUAUAAAUAUCAGCUUGUUUAUCAUAAAACUGCUUUAAAAGCUGGAUUAAAAUGAAAUAUCUGCCAGUUAGAAACACAUUUUCCUUCGUUAUGUAAAGAUAUUUCCUCAGAUUGUUUCUGAUGAAGCUUCAGUAUAAAGUCGCUUUAGUCCAGCUUCAGGAUAUAAAAUCACAUUUAUGCACUUUGUGAAAUAUUGGCCUUGUACUGGGGAGCGUUGGGGAGCGUGAAAGUUAGCCGUUAGCUGACGGACGAGCGUCUGAAAGUUUGCAGGAUGAUGAAUGUAAAAGACGCUGGGAGGGUUUAGUUAGGGUUACCUAAAGUCUGCAGCUUUUUAUGAACAUAGGAGCGGCGCCAAGCGUCAGACGUCCAACAUGUGAAAAAGAAAUAAUCAGACAUUUUGAACCUCUGUCUGUCACUUAAUCAUUAGUUUAGAUUCUUUUUUUUUUAGUUAUUUUCAUCUCCAAUCUUCUCAUUCUGUCUGUUUUUUUACCCCGAGUGCCUGAAUGUUCCAGCACCCGCUGUUAUUUUAUUUUUAUAUAUUUUUAUAUGGUUUCGGAGGGGGAGGGGAGAGAGUCAUAAUCGUUAAUAUUUCAGUGUUUGUUUGUUUUUCUCCACACUACAGUCCAGCUUUGUUGUAAACUGGUAUCAAAUAUCCCCAGACGGGUUUGUUUCCUGGUAAAGAA
Messenger RNA from Fundulus heteroclitus (mummichog), 2306 nucleotides. Its product is annotated as protein rapunzel. Lineage: Eukaryota; Metazoa; Chordata; Actinopteri; Cyprinodontiformes; Fundulidae. The transcript has 2 exons. The coding region runs from base 413 to 1249 and encodes 278 amino acids. The record is from RefSeq and is a predicted model, not a curated record.